AUGCUCAUCAUUUUCGAAGCGAUUGUUCUUAUACUGAAAAUAACAUGGUUCAACUUAGUCGGAAUCUUUCGUUUUUUCGUGCCGCCUACUAAGAAAUCGUUGGUAGGCGAGAUAGUGCUUAUAACUGGUGCUGGCAGUGGUAUUGGUCGUUUGAUGGCCAUUAAUUUCGCCAAACAUGGGUGUACAUUGGUUUUAUGGGAUAUCGACAAAGAUAGCAAUGACGAGACAACGGAAAUAAUCACUGCUCUGGGAGGGAAGGCAUACGGUUAUCGGUGCGAUGUGACAAAUAAAGACGAAGUUUACCGCCUUGCUGAACAAAUCAAGGAAUAUGUUGGUAGCGUAACUAUACUUGUCAAUAAUGCUGGGGUCGUGGCAGGCAAGAAUUUGUUGGAUUGUCCCGAUGAACUAAUUUUAAGAUCAAUGAACGUUAAUGUAAUUUCGCACUUUUGGACCCUCAAAGCGUUUGCGCCAUCUAUGGUAGCAAAUAACCACGGCCAUAUCGUCACAAUAAGCAGUAUCUGCGGUGUUAUUGGAGCACCUGGAAUGGUCGAAUACUGUGCUAGUAAGUUUGCGGCAGUCGGGCUACACGAAUCACUGUGCUACGAAUUUAUUAAAGAAGGGUAUGAUGGGAUUAAAACGACAUUAGUACAGCCAUACUUGAUUAACACUGGAAUGUUCGACGGGUUCAAAGCCAGGGAAGGAGUGGCACCCCCUGAUUUGGAUCCACAAUACGUAGCGGAUAUGGUCCUGAGAGCAGUGCAAACAAACCAGGAUAUAUUAAUGAUGCCGCGACCUUUAUACCUUAUCUCUUGGUUUAAGUCGUGGAUGUCUCUGGGCGCUACCGUAGCGGGCGCACAGUUUACCGGCGCAUUCAAUGCAAUGGAUACGUUUGUCGGGAGACAGAAGAAACAUAUUUAA
Messenger RNA from Saccoglossus kowalevskii, 918 nucleotides. RefSeq names its product retinol dehydrogenase 10-B-like. The record is from RefSeq and is a predicted model, not a curated record. Gene Ontology annotation, cellular component: lipid droplet. Gene Ontology annotation, molecular function: oxidoreductase activity, acting on the CH-OH group of donors, NAD or NADP as acceptor. Lineage: Eukaryota; Metazoa; Hemichordata; Enteropneusta; Harrimaniidae.